Colletotrichum phormii is the source of this 1880-nucleotide messenger RNA. RefSeq names its product major facilitator superfamily transporter. Gene Ontology annotation, biological process: transmembrane transport. Gene Ontology annotation, cellular component: plasma membrane. The transcript is spliced from 4 exons. Lineage: Eukaryota; Fungi; Ascomycota; Sordariomycetes; Glomerellales; Glomerellaceae. Gene Ontology annotation, molecular function: transmembrane transporter activity. The record is from RefSeq and is a predicted model, not a curated record. Bases 58 to 1563 code for a protein of 501 amino acids.
CCGUUGGACAAACCAUACUGAGCAAACUUCAGACGCAAAGAACCAUAGAGGGCUAUAAUGGACGCACGUCCGUUCGAAUACACAAACGAAGAGAAUGGAGACCGGAAACAAGAACCAACGGCGGAUGUUGAGAGGAGCGGCGACACUUCCGACGGCUCAUCUUUGCAAGAAACAACGGGGGAUCUGCUUGACGCUACGACAUUGUCACCUAUGCGCAAGCUGCAUAUUGUUGUGGCCGGCUUUACCUGCACAUUCAGUGGCAAUCUCGGAUCAUCAAUGCCUUCAGGCGCACUUGACGCCAUUAGCGAACAAUUCGGAGUUACAGACCGCGUCCACCUUAUUCUUCUCAACUCCCUGUUUAUGUGCGGAUACGUGCUUGGGCCUUUGCUGUUUGGACCGUUGAGCGAGUACAUUGGAAGACGUCCGGUGCUCAUCGGCACGUACUGCGGAUACAUCAUCUUCAUGCUGGCAUGCUCUGGAGCACCAAACUAUCCGGUACUACUAGUCCUCCGUCUUCUGUGCGGCAUCAACGCGGCAGCACCAACAACUGUCAUCGGCGGGCUGUAUGCUGACAUCCUCGAUAACCCUGCCGUUCGAGGAAACGCAAUGGCACUUUACAUGACAGUCACGACUGUAGGCCCACUCAUCGGACCCAUGGUUUCGGGCUUCUCAUCCCCGAUGUCCUGGCGAUGGCCUUUCUGGAUCGCUAGUGUCAUCGGGGUCUGCGGAUUGCCUCUCGUUCUCACUCUGCCCGAGACUUAUGCGCCUGUUCUUCACAACAAGGCAGCCAAGAGGCAGCUGAAGCGAAACAAAGGAGUAGUCGAUGGCAAAGAGCAACAACAACUGCAGUUGCAGCCGUUCAAUGUGCGGAAGAUCUUUCUUCGACCUAUGAAGCUUCUAUUUACCGAGCCAAUCCUCAUGGCGACAUCUGCGUACCUCACAAUGGCGUACUCGGUAUUUUACCUACUAUUUCAGGCAUACCCGGUCAUUUUCCAAGGAUUCUAUGGCAUGUCUCCCGGAAUGGCUGGACUUGCGUUCUUGCCAGUGGUCCUUGGAGUUUUCUUUGCUCUUGCCAUUUUCUCCGCAUGGACAUGGUAUCACGACAAGCAAGUCAAGGCCGGUGUUGAGUGGGCUCUGAAGUCGAUUAAUCGCAGGCUGCCUCUCGCAUGCAUUGCUGCUCCGCAGAUGGUCAUUGCUCUGUUUUGGCUUGGCUGGACCGUGUGGCCGUCCACGUCCCCCGUUUUGCCUAUGUUCAGUGGCGUAAUCUUUGGCUGUGGAUUCAAUCUGCUCUUCAUGGGCAUGAUCAACUACCUCACCGACGUUUUCCGACAAUAUUCGGCAUCGGCACAUGCCGCGGCCAGCAUGACACGCUCAAUCGGAGCCAUCACCUUGCCUUUAGCGGCAGGUAAGAUGUAUAGCAACCUCGGAGUUCACUGGGCUCCAUCGGUUCUGGGCUUCAUCGCCUUGGCCAUGGGUGUUAUCCCAUUCAUCUUUAUUAAAUUUGGCGAUAACCUCGCUCGGAGCAGCAAGAUAGCACGAGAGGCAUUUGCUAUUGAACACUGAGUUGAACACAUAAUGAGCAUAUGACCAUAGAAUACAUGCAAUAAUGAUUAGACAUAGUUAAUAGAAAUAAUACCCAUUUGAAAACCUGGUUCUUUAGUUGAGUGGUAUAUAAACAUGCGACAGAGUACUUGAUGAAGAAGCAGCAGCUCAAUGAUCCAAUACGUACCCGGAUUGAGGACACAGACGCUGUUGAGAAAGCGCUUCAAAAUGAAUUAUUCUACAGUCUAAAAAAAGAGCAAUUCUGAAGGCAGCGUCCUGGCAUAGUCUAAGGACAUGAUCGGAGUGAUCAAUCGACUCUCCAGUUACGCAGGUCUCUU